Messenger RNA from Mytilus californianus (California mussel), 5331 nucleotides. Its product is annotated as hexokinase-2-like. Gene Ontology annotation, molecular function: glucokinase activity; mannokinase activity; ATP binding. The transcript has 11 exons. Gene Ontology annotation, cellular component: cytosol; mitochondrion. The record is from RefSeq and is a predicted model, not a curated record. Bases 199 to 1806 code for a protein of 535 amino acids. Lineage: Eukaryota; Metazoa; Mollusca; Bivalvia; Mytilida; Mytilidae. Gene Ontology annotation, biological process: intracellular glucose homeostasis; glycolytic process; glucose 6-phosphate metabolic process.
CAUUCACAUGUAAACAUUAUAAGACUACUGACUAAAGAAGAAUUUUUUUUCAUAAUUUUAAAAAGAAAAACAUAAAAGAAAACUUCCUGUGACUAAUCAGUUUAUUGAUUAGAAGGUUUUUGAACUGUGUGGUUUUAUUGUUAAAACAGACUUAAAGUUUUUGACGUGUAUAGAAGAUAGUAAAAGAUUUUGUGCAAAAUGGCUGCAGAAUAUGAAAAUUUUGAAGAAGGGUCUAUGAUGAAUAUGCAAGCCGAGGCUGAAAAGGGAGAUGGUGGGGUGAUUGGUUUGAAGCCUGAAAUUGAAAUGCCUGAUGGGAACAUUAUUUCCAAGGAAAAAAUGGUUCACGCAGCCAAGCAGAUGUUACAGCCAGAAUAUCAGGCUAUUUUGCAUGCUAUGCUGAAACAUAUGCCUCACAAUAAGGAUUAUAUGGUUGAAAAUGUUGUCAAACCAUUUAUCUUGUCAGAUGACGACUAUCAAAAAAUUAUGGAUGUUAUGUUGGACAGCUUUAACCAAGGAUUGGGAAAAGAGACAAAUGCUAAAGCUGCUGUGAAAAUGUUUCCCACAUACGUCAGAUCAGUACCUGACGGAACAGAAACUGGUAAAGUAUUAGCCUUAGAUUUGGGAGGAACUAACUUUCGUAUUCUACUCAUUUCACUGGACGGUCAGGAGGUCAACAUGGAGAGUAAAAUCUAUAUCAUCCCACAAACAAUCAUGACUGGAACAGGGAUACAGUUAUUUGACCAUAUAGCAGAAUGUAUACAUAAGUUCAUGAAAGAUCAUAAUUUGUUACACCAUAAGAUUCCAUUAGGAUUUACAUUUUCUUUCCCAUGUCGGCAAGAAGGACUUAAUAAAGCCAUCUUAACUCAUUGGACGAAAGGAUUCAAAUGUGCCGGAGUGGAAGGGAAUGAUAUUGUAAAGUUGUUACAUGAAGCUAUAGAAAGAAGAGGGGAUUUAGAUGUAGAAUGUUUAGCUGUGAUAAAUGAUACUGUAGGUGCUUUGAUGUCUUGUGCACAUGAAGACAGAAAAUGUGCUGUGGGUUUAAUUUUGGGUACAGGGACAAAUGCAUGUUAUAUAGAAACGUUAGAAAAUACUGAAUUGUGGGAUGGUGAUAAUGACGAACCACAUCAGGUAAUGAUCAAUACAGAAUGGGGAGCAUUAGGGAAUGAUGGUAGUUUAGAUUUUAUAAUGACAGAUUAUGACAAACAAGUUGAUAAGCAUUCAAUCAAUGCUGGUCAACAAAUAUACGAAAAAAUGAUCUCAGGAAUGUACAUGGGAGAGAUUGCUAGACUUGUGAUAGAGAAACUGAGGAAAGCCAAACUGUUGUUUAAUGGAAAAGGUUCUGAAGAAUUAUCAGAGAGAGGCCGAUUCUAUACCAAAUAUGUGUCUGAAAUUGAAAGUGACGGUGACGAUAGCGAUUUUAAGUGUACAAAACAAGUAUUUGCAGAAUUAAAUUUACAUAAGUAUACUGAUGAGGACUGUAAAAUUGUACAGUAUGUGUGUUCACUGGUGUCAACUAGAGCUGCUUAUCUUGCCAGUGCAGGAAUUGCAACAUUACUAAAUAAAAUGAAUCGACCAGAGGUAACAAUAGGUGUUGAUGGAUCAUUGUACAGAUUUCAUCCUCAUUUUCAUGAUCUCAUGGAAGAAAAAAUCAGACAACUAGUCAAUCCCGGUAUUAAAUUCAAAUUGAUGUUGUCUCAUGAUGGUAGUGGUAAAGGAGCAGCCAUUGUUACUGCUGUAGCUAACAGAUUAGCACUAGAAAAAGAACAAAAACUGAAUGCAAAAAAUGGUAUACCAAAUGGAGAAUAGGAUUCACAAUAAAUAGUAGCAUAUCAGACAGUCGGGGAUAAAAAAUGGGACACGCUAAAGUUCCGCAUCACUGAGCACAAAAUUUUUAUCUACAAAAGCCAUUAACAGCUUUAUUUAUAGAAAAAAGACAAUUUUGCUUAAUCUGCAACGUUUGUAAGAUCAGUUUAAAUUCCGAUGCAUUAAAAGUGUAAAAUAAGGAUAAUGUUCUUUAGGGACAUGACCCGGAGCGAGCUCUCCAUAUUGUUAUCUAAGUGAGAAGGAAGUUACCUGGUGCAUAUGUGUAUGACAACAGAGUGAUUGAUGUGUAUGUGGUUAUGUUUGGAUGAAUGGAUUAUAUGUAAACAGAAAUGGAAGGAUCGUGAAGAAUAAAUGAUUGUUUUAUAAUUUGUGCAAUUAUUUAAAGAUGGUGUUAUUUUUGUGUAAUGUUGAAUAGUUUAGUAAUAUGUUUGUCUUGUUUACUAGUUUAGUUUGAACUUGAGUUCGACCUGGAAAAAAAGUUUUGAUGAAUAAAUUUUGAAAUUGAUUUGUGGUUUUUGUUUGGAAGGAAUUAUUUGCAUGUACAGAUUUUAUUAAGUAAGAAGUUUUUAUCACUACCUGUUCGAUGCAAUAUUGAUCAUUUGGCUUAUUGUGAAUUUUUAUUUUUAGAGAAUAUAUCUCCAAAAUAACCUAAGUGGAUGUAGUUUUAACCAAUUCUUAACAUUCACACAUUUUCAAUGACUUAUUAUUAAGAAAAAGUAUUAGAAAAUCAGCCAACUUCGCUUUCAUGUGUGGAAUCAAUUAGCUAUUUUCUGAUCUGUAUUUUUGAAGAUGAAAUGUGUAGUACUUGUGUCGUAGGAAAGGAAAGAUAACUCUUGUGAACAUUUAAUGCUAUCAGUUGGUGUAGAAAUGGGCUUAAAUCUAAUAAUAAACUGUUUCAAGUACCCUAUUCCUGUUGUAGAUGCAAACAUUCCAACCAUUUUGUAAACAUUCAGUCAUAUUUUUAUUUUUCCAUCAUACCAUAUUAAAUUUUUAUUUUUCAAUGACUUUCUUACAUCAGUAAUAGUGAAACAUGAAAAUUUACAUGCAGCAUACCUCAUGAAUGUUCUCCAAAGAUUUUUUUCCCCAUUUUAAAGGCAGCUGUAUUCUAUAUGUUCAUAAUAUGGCUGGAUAACAAAUAAAUAAUGACGAAUUGUUAGUUGUUGGUCAGUAAUUAAAAUUGCAAUCCAAACUUAUAUAAUAACGAAAUUAAAAUUUUAUUAAAUAAUAUGAAAGAUGCAUGUGUGAUUAUCUAAUUAUAUGAUCUAGUUUUUGUUUAUCUGUUGAAAAAUAAUUACCGGUAUCUGAUGUUACCAUGUCUUUCAGAAUUUUUAACAUGUAAAUAAUUUUGUUUUAUUAUUAUUAUGUACAUUUGCAUAAAAUAUAAGAUGGGGUAUUGAUAAAGAUUAUAAAAGAGCAUCAGUAACCAUUUUCACAAAAAAAUAUAUCUUAGUCAUGAACAAUAUAUAGAAUCUUAUGCAUUCUGGGUAAUAUUUUCAAAAGCAUACACCAAAACACUGGUUGGCUAAUAAGGUCCCAAACAAAUUGAAAUUCAACCAAUGACGUAACGUUGUUUUUGUUUUGGUGUACACACAAUUAAAUUACCCAUAGUCCUUUAGACUCUAAAACGGUGAAUUCAGUAUAAACUGCUGUCAAUUUUAGUCUUAAGAUAUUGUGGGAAAACUCCGACAGAUUUUAAAGUUUUAUAAGUUUGGUCACGUUCACAUUGUUAUACUUGACUGGGAUAAAGAUUUUUAUUUUCAUUUCCUGGAGAAUUUUUUUCUUUUUUUACGAAUUCUGCUGCUUUAUAUUAAAUAUACUGGUUUGAAUAGAGGCAACAUAACAAUGUUCAAAUCUCAUAAAUCAAAGUAAAAACUGAGACAAUUGCAUGCCAAUAGCAGCAAGGCCAAACAUGUCAACAAGGUUUCAAUUAUAUUUCUUCAGUAACUGUUAAUAAAUUAUAGUUAUAAUAAUAUAUGUUCUCUGAAAGUUUGAGGAAAUCCAGUCACUAUUUGAACAGGAGUUGUGUAUAAAAUGUGUAGACAGAUGAAUUUAUGGACAAACCAAUGGACACAACAAUCAUUAUAUACCUAUGCUUUAGUUAGACUUAGUAUAAAUAUAAAUAUUGGAAAGAACUCGGAAAGCUUUUUUCAUAGUAGCACUUAUAUAUAUCUAUAGUGAUCAAUAUAACAUUGACAUUAAUUAUUAUGUUACCAAUUGUCUGAACGCUUAACAGCCAGUCAGUGUGGUUAUACCCCCUCAAAGAAGUAAAUUGCAUAAUUCUAAAUCACCAGUGUGCAUUAAUUGCUUAAAAGUUUAACUGGUGUUAUUCUUAUCUUUCUUGUCACAAGAAAACUGUAACCCAGUCUAUUUAUUCUUCUUCGUCAUGCACUUGCAUAGAAUCAUUUGUAAUAAAUACCCUUGCUUUACAUUUUUGCAAAGAAAAUCCAUACCAUUUUUUCAUUUUUUCAAUUUACAUUUUUUUUAAUGGAUGAACUUAGACAUUGAUGAAUUUUGAAUAUUAAUAAAGUUUUCAGAAAAGUUUGUUAUUCACAGCUUGCCCCUCAAUAUGGAAGAAUCUCAAUUUAGUUAAUUUUUUCUUUAUUGUUUAUUAUGACAAAUGUUUUAAAUCAAAUUGUAACAGAUUUAGUGUAGUUUCCUAUGUAUGGGAACAAUUUUCAGAUUGUACAAGAUUGUUUACCCUUAAAAUUUUUCAAAAUAUUUAUUUUAAAGUAUUCAUGUUUGGUUUUUGGAGACUUUAUUCCAUCAUGUUAUAAAAAAAGUUUGUGUAUUAUGCAUCAACUAAUUGAAUAAAAACACAUUGCAUUUACCUAAAAAAAAUUCAUUUAAUCAAAUUGUAGAAUAACUUUUAAAGUUGAAAUAUUUGUCUAUCUGACUGAUAUAUAUGAUAAAAAAUAAUAUAAGUCUUAUCAAUAAUCUUUUUCAUGUAACACUUUCAUCAUAACUCCAGUUGUGACAUUUAAAUACCAAUUGAUGAAAAUAAAAUAAAAGUUCAGUUAUUCUUUAGUUCUUAUCUCAAUACCAUAUAAUUUAUUUUAAAAAGGGAAUUUUUCUUUAUGCAACUUUAAAAAAAAAAAACACUUUUAUUCAACAGAUUGUUGAGUUUGAUAUAUCUAUUGGGCCGUUCUACCAAAUCUAUGCCAAAUUUCUCUCAAUACCAAAUGAUUUACUUAUAAAGAAUAUUUUCCUUUACGUAACAUUUUUUAAAACUUUUAUUAAUUGUUGACUUUGAACUUUCUAUUGGGCAGUACAGCAACAUUUUUGCCAAAUUUCUGAUCUCGCAUUUCAUAUCAUUAAGUCAUGCCUAAGAGGCACAGUAUGCAAAUUUUACGUAGAAAUCCGAACUGCUUACAGUUGUUGUGUGAUACCAUAGAGUUAUUGUUCUUACUGUAAUAUAGUGGUUUUGUUUAAGGUUUCUAGAAACGUUCAAUAAGAUUUGAAAAAAAAAGUUUACAUCAACUUAAACAAAUAAAAUAUCUUGAUCAUUUA